This is a messenger RNA of Meleagris gallopavo (turkey), 2777 nucleotides long. Lineage: Eukaryota; Metazoa; Chordata; Aves; Galliformes; Phasianidae. The record is from RefSeq and is a predicted model, not a curated record.
AUGGGAAAGAAGUGCGGAGAGGUGGCACCUUCGGCUGCGACCGACUCGUGCAAAGAAAGGAGAGCCUAUAAAAAAUGCUUCCAGCGGAUCACAGAGAAAGGCAGAACUCGCCGGGACCCUCACAGCCCACCCGCAGCGACGCCCUGCCGGCAGGUUGGCGCCUCCCGCAUCCCGCCGCUCAGCACCGCUUCUGCCGACCGAAAGGCAGAGAGAUCCGAGCCGAAUGCAGGCGAUGCUGCAUCAGCUCUGCUGGAAUGUUACAGCCACAUUACUCCUGGAGCACUGAAAGGAUAAACGAGUGUGUAUUCUUUCUGCUUUGAGCACAGCAAUAAGGACUGGGGACAGAGGCAAAGAGGCCUCAGAGUAUUGCUCAAAGAAUGGAAAGAGAUCCUUCAGUGGAAAGAGAAAGAAAGGAAAGAGCGACAUAUCUGGCAGUUCCCUGCUCAAAAGGAGAUGCUAGAUGUUGUUGUAAAGCAACUGCAUAGUAUGCAUGAAAAUUAUAACAAACUAAAAGAAGAUUUUGUCUAUAACCUCAGAAUUUUGGAAGAAAGAGAUAAAGAGUUGGAAUCCUAUGAUGUCACAUUCAGUCAUCUGAAAACGUCUGAAAAUGCUAAGCAGGCAGAGAUUAGCAACCUUAAAAUACAGCUGGAUAAACUGGAGCAACUUCUUGUCAAGGAAAGAAGAAAAAGAGCUGAACUUCAUUAUCACUAUCAACAAAACCUUGUAGAACAUAAGUUACAGCUGGAACAGUUUUGCAGGUCAAAGAGCAGUCAUACAAAUCAUCAGCAUGAGGAGUGUGUGAGCCUGAGACAUCACAUGGAGAGAAAACUCCAAGAACUGCAAGGAGAGCUCGCUUAUCUGAAACAGGUGAAACUGCUGACCAGAGAACUGGAGGCCCUCACAGAGACUGGAAUGAAAGCAUCAGAAUCACCACAAGCAGCAGAAUUGGUUAAUUUGCAACUGGAGAAAGAGGAUAAGUACAAGAAUUGGGAAUUAAAUGAUUCUGUAGCUGUGAGAAAUGCCUGGGAGAAAGAGCCAUCUCAUGUUGAUAAGAAAAAGGAUGCACUGUCAGCUUCAUUGGAAGAAGCACCAAUCAAACAGUUUAAAAAGCUGAAGAAACAGAUUAGAGAACUACAGAUGAGACAGAAAAGUCUGGAAGUGAAGCUGCGCAGGAAAGAAGGGAAUCACAGUGCUUGUGUAAGAGAGAAAGAUGCCCUUAUUAAAAAAUAUAAACAACAACUGUCAAUGGCAGCUGAGCAAGAACAGCUUCUGGAACAGAGUAGAACCCAUGCAAAACUGGACUGGCAGCUCUGUGGGAAUGCUGAAAAUCACCAGGAUCAGAAAAUCAGAGGAUCUAACUCCAGUGUGUCUUUACCACGAGAGGCUGACGUUGAUCUACAGAAGACUGACUACAGGUUGCAUGAAGUGGAGUCUGUUCCUUCUGCUUCCCCUGUUAAGAGACAACAGUUAAUACAGUCACCACUGUCGAAUUGUGGUGUUCUUCCUGAAGGAGAGAAGCAGACAUUUCAAUCUGAUGAUAAAAGUUAUCUCAGGAAAGACAUUUCUGACUCGGAGAUACAAAAGCUGCAGCAGCAAAAUGCCAACCUUCGGGCUGUUAUUGCACAGAUGAGGAAAGAAAUGGAGAGCCUCGAUGAGCAAACACCAUCCUCAAUGCCUCGGAGAGAGCAAAGUGCCCCUGGCCACACUGCAGGCAUCCCACCACUCACUGCUGCUGUCCUGAUGGGAAGGGCUGAAGGUUCACUCUGCACAGACCAAGUUUCAGGGAGAACAAUGUCGAGUCAUACGAAUGUCAGCUCAGCUAGCUUAAACCCAGGCACAGAAAAGGGGUCAAUUAACAGAGUUAUGGACAAAGAGGUGAUAGAUUUUGGCUCUGCCUCAGACAACUGUUGUCCUGGUAGUGGUAUUCAGCAUGGUGUCAGCUGCACGCCGCAAGGAACACCAAAUAAACUAAAGGAAGCAGUGAGAACAAUGUCAGUUCUGAGCCAAGAGAAGCAGCAUCUGAUUGAAAUGGGAAACAGACUCAAGACAGAUCUUGAAAUGAUAUUAAAGGAAGGACUUGGGCAUCCUGUUAGCCCAAAGCUCUGCACAGUUUGUGUAGGCUCUGGUGGCCUUUCUCCGAGAGAACUUGUCAAAAGAACACAGUGUCAGCUUUCAGCUUUAAGGCACCUGCAACGCAAGCUCAUAACACAGGAGCUGCAAUAUGCAAAGCAACAGCACCUCUCCAGGAUCUCUUCUUUAAUUGCCUGCCCCAUUUUAAAGGGAGAAAAAGCUCCAAGCAGCUGUGGAGAAGAAAAAGAACUGCUGUCUGCUGAGGUUCAGCUCAAUUCCUCAGCUGGAAAUUAUGGGCCAACGCAACAAAAGGCGGCUGCUGCACCCUCAAGGGUUCAAAGUCAGCCACCCAAGGAAAGCCCUGGUCAAGCCCAGCAGGUCUGGAUUUCUUCAUCUGGAGCACACAGUCCAUGCCAAGCAGUGGAAUUUGAAAUCACGCAUUCAACCGAGCGAGCUGGAAAAUGUCAGGAACACAGCAAUGCCACGAGUGAGCCUGAAAUGCCCACAGCACAUCUGGCAGUCAGAGGUACCAAGCUGGAGGUUCAGCAGAAGCUAAAAUCCAGGAAUUCUCCUUGUACAUACCCCAUAAAACGAAAAAUCUCUCCUACCGUGGCAAAAAUCCGCAACUACAAUAUUAAAGACUGAUUUAUUUGUUGGCUGCAAGUCCUGUGUCUGCUAUUCAGUUGCAUUAAAAUACGUAAAUGUGA